Motacilla alba alba is the source of this 1641-nucleotide messenger RNA. RefSeq names its product BCL2 associated X, apoptosis regulator (gene BAX). The coding region runs from base 59 to 751 and encodes 230 amino acids. The record is from RefSeq and is a predicted model, not a curated record. The transcript is spliced from 6 exons. Gene Ontology annotation, cellular component: mitochondrial outer membrane. Gene Ontology annotation, biological process: intrinsic apoptotic signaling pathway in response to DNA damage; positive regulation of apoptotic process; mitochondrial fusion. NCBI's taxonomy places the organism in Eukaryota, Metazoa, Chordata, Aves, Passeriformes, Motacillidae. Gene Ontology annotation, molecular function: protein heterodimerization activity; channel activity; protein homodimerization activity.
GCGCCCCGCUGCCGCCGCGGUCACGUGACGCCGGCGCUGACCACGUGUUCCGGGCGCGAUGGCGGCGGCGGCGGCCUCGGCCCAGCGCGGCGGCGGUGCCGGCGGUGGCGGCGGUGCCGGUGCCGGUGGCGGUCCCGGAGCCGAUCCCGGAGCCGGGGCCGGCGGCGGCGAGCCCGCCCCGCCGCCGGGGGGCGGUGGGGCCUCCUCGGACCAGAUCAUGCAGACCGGGGCGAUCUUGCUGCGGGCGUUCGUGCGGGACCGCGUGGAGCGCUGCGGGGACCCCCAGGCCGUGGCGCUGAGCGUGGCCGAGCUGGGCGAGCCCCAGCCCAGCAGCCCCGACACCAAGCGCCUCAGCGAGUGCCUGCGGCGCAUCGGCGACGAGCUCGACAGCAACAUGGAGCUGCAGAGGAUGAUCGAGCAAGUGGGCUGCGACGCCCCCAAAAAGCUGUUCUUCCGCGUGGCCAAGGAGAUGUUCGCCGACGGCACCUUCAACUGGGGCCGCGUGGUUGCUCUCUUCUACUUCGCCUGCAAGCUGGUGCUGAAGGCUCUCUGCACCAAGGUGCCGGAGCUGGUGCAGACCAUCCUGCGCUGGACCAUGGAGUACCUGCAGGAGCACGUGCUGGCCUGGAUCCAGGCCCAGGGCGGAUGGGAAGGGCUCCUGUCCCACUUCGGGACCCCCACCUGGCAGACCAUCACCAUCUUCGCCGCCGGCGUCCUCACGGCCUCGCUGACCAUCUGGAAGAUGGCCUAGACUCUCGGGGGGGGUGGGGGCCGCAUUUUGUGUCCCCCCCCCAUCCCGGGACCCCUCCCCGGACUGGCCCUGCCGGCAGGGAUGGUGCUGACCCCCAGCGCCUUCCGGGCCCGGGGGGGUUUUUAACCAACGGGACUCCUCGCUCACCUGGAUUUUGGGGUGGUGCUCCCCCCCCCAGCCCCCCCGGAGGCCACGGCUGGGAUUUUGGGGGGGAUUUGGGGGAUGAAGGGGGUGGGGACACCCCCCCCUUGCUCUCCCAGCCCUCGGUUUGACCCCAGGACUUGUGGUGCUUUCCCUGGGGGGGGUUGGGGGGGAUCCUGCGGUUCCACCCCCCAAAAUGGGGGUGGGGGGAGGGCAUGGGGUGUCUCUGUGACCCCCCCAAAAAUGAAUUGAGGGGGGUGGGGUGUCUCUGUGACCCCCCCAGGAUGAAUUGAGGGGGGUGGGGUGUCUCUGUGACCCCCCCCUAGAAUGAGGGGGGGGUGGGGGGGGAGGGUUACAGCCACGGCUGUAGGGUGAGUAUUUAUUGGGGGUCCGCACCCCCCAAAAAAGGGCCCCCCCAGGUGCAAUACCCCCCUCCCGGGGCGGAGGCUCUCAGGGUGGGGGGAGCCACACCCCCCCCUUUUUACACCCCCCCCCUCCCCGGUUUUGGAGGCCCCCCCGUGUCCCCGAGGCGGGGGGGAGGGGCCGGGACAAAGUGACCCCUUCCCCCAACCCCCCCACGGUGCUCUCGGCGGUGACGUCACGGGGAACCGCCCCUCCAAAAAAUGGGUGGGGCCCCGCCUUCCCCCCCUCGCUUCUCUCCGUAGUGAUUUUUUUUCUUCUCUUUUUUUGUACCUUGGUUUUUUUGUAUCUCGGGAAUUUCCAUGAAAAUAAAAAAAGGCAAAACGCGA